UUUUGAAACUUUUUGACCAACCUGGCGGAGCAGCCAGCUUGAUUGAAGAUCUGGGUGCCUCGGGUGUAGCACAGUCGGUGAACAAGUCCAAAGAGCUUCGUCCACCCGGACUAUGUAAGAUACGUCGACUCGGCACAGGGGAAGGAGGGGUAUCGGCAAAUAUAUUCCCCAGGCUAUCGCCACCUAUAAGAUAUUCAUUGAAGGUUAAGCCUCUUACGGAUAUGCAAUGUUAUCUGACCAUUCGGACCUGGGGCAGAAACAUGUCGGCGUCCACCUGGUGAAAAGCUCUACAUAAUGUGAUGUGAGAGAUAACGUCAAGCCGGUACACAAUACAUUACGCUGAGCAGCACACGUACCAUAUCCAUACAGUAGACAUUGACAUUCCUUUUGCAAAAACAAAUGGAAAAGACGAAUGGGGAAGAUGGCAGAAGCAACGAGCCGUCAACGGAAUUGGUUCGAAUGUGGCAAAGUCACCUUUUGAAUAUUUCGAUUUCGUGCGCUGACACGUUUUUGCUUGCACUCACGACUUUCAACUGCAGCUCCUACCAUCGUUUUGGCAAAUCUCGACAAGCAGAUUAGUGAUAACGGUCGCAACGAGAAUGUCUGGAACCGUCAAUAUUCUCGACGACAUUUUAGGCGACGAGGAUGACGAGCUAGACUUUGACUACUCUGACGCCAAACAUCCAAGGACAGAGACAGCUGCAUCAGAAAGAAGAACGCGCAGCCAAUCUCCUCCUCGAAGUCACGGUGACGGGAGAUUGUCCGCUAGACAGCGGGAUCCUCCACUUUCAGCAUCAGAAAGAUCUUAUAAACGUAGUCGAAUUGAGAGAGACGAACCUAUCGCACGACCCACUCGAUUGAGCGACGAUGGCAACGCUCCUCGGAAGGUUGGAGAUCCGGGGGACAGGGAAAUGGAGCGUUCAAGAGACCGAGAAAGAGAGCGAGACCGAGAGAGGGAAAGGAACAGGGAGCGGGAGAGGAGCAGAGAGAGGGCAGACACAGACAGGCACCGGGACCGUCGCCUGAACGACAGGGGCGCCAGACAGCCGCGGGUGGACCGUGGUGUCGAUCGUCCAAGGUCUCCGAGGAGGUCUCCUCCGCGCAGAGAGCAGCGUCCAUCAGCGAGAACGCCAGUGCGCAGUCAUGAAUCGACGGUGAGCCAGGAAAGGACAAACGAUGCUCCCAGACAACGUAGAGAGGCGGACAUGUAUCCAGAGGUACGAGAUGCAGUCAGAUCUACACAGCCAGUUGAGAAGCGUGGUGAGUCGGCAACGUCGUCUCGUCGCACUCCACCACGACGACCCGAUCCCCGAGAAGAUCAUCAAGCUCUUUCACGUCCUCCGCGGGACUCAGGUAGAACUCCUGUUAGGGAGACUCAUGAAAGCCGGGACCGUCACCGUGAUGCUCGUGACGAUGCUAAUGGCCGACAGAAGGCAGCUGGCACACGGGACCGAGAGGAUGUUGAAAGACCCGAAAUUCGUCAGUCUUCUUCGCGUUCAGUCGCAUCGGAGAAAGAUUCACAUUCUGCUGACAAGCAAGUAGGUUCGUCAUUGCCUCUGAGGUCCGAACGACGAGCCCCUGCGCGUGAUAUGGUACAGGAUAAAGUCGGUCGCAAUCGCCCAGCUGAUCCCGAAGAUCGGGAAGAUAGGCCGCUCGGCCGCGGAACGACGUCAGACCAGCAAAAGCCGCACCAGGUCGAAGAGCUCAAAAAGGAAUCGAAUACACGCCAAUCGUCCGCACCCCAGGAGACGGCGACGGAGCUUUCAGAUGUCGCCAGUGUACCAGUUCUCGGCAUGCAUCCGGACCGAGCUAGAGCGCUGGGGCUACUUCAAGAUCAGGCGCCACCCGCAACACCGUCGCCCAGUACGAAAGAUACCGGAUCCAACAGUCUUGCCUUGCCCAAAGCCACGGGGAGCGGAGAAGCUCGCGCGUCAGCAAUCACUGAGCGCUUGGGUCCCAAAGUCGAACCUUCCGAUGCUGCACGGAAGCGAAAGCGUGAAAUCGCGGAAAGAGGCGCGGAAACAAGACCCCAGCGACCCCGAGUGGAAGGUCCACCUCCUCCAGUAAAUGAGGAUGAUAAAGCCGCAAAACCCAUUCGCUACUUUGUGCUGAUAAGUCCCAAUUAUGACAUGAUCAAACAGUCUCAAAAUACAAACGCUUUUGCCACGACUCCGGCGAUUUCAACAAAAUUGAGUGAGGCAUAUCGGAAUUCUCGGGACGUGAUGCUGUUUUUUACAGUAAAGGGUAGCCGACGUUGGCAAGGGUAUGCCAGAAUGACGACCGAUAUUGGUGGCGUUAGUGGUCCUGGAAAUGAUUUUGGAGAAGGUUUCGACAAGCCUUUUGGCACAAAGUGGUCUGGAAUUGGGGAUAUUCAUCAAGGCAAGUUAGCCCCUAUCAUUAACAGCUUGGCCGAGGGCAAGUCUGUGAAGCUUAGCGACGACGGGGAGGAAAUUUCCGAAGAUGCUGGCAAUGAUUUGUGCCGUCUUCUUGAUGAAGAAUGCAAGUAUGCUAUGUCUCACAAAGGAGCACCGGCGAAUCCGAUCCCACCUGCUAGAGCACAGUGGGACAGGUUUGUACCUCGUGGCAGAACGCCUACUGAGAGGGCUCCUCCUCUGGGUGUAAAACCGUCCUCUGGAGAUCGAUAUGUGCCUGCAGACAGGCCGGCAGCAGCAACACGGGAGGCUGGACAGGAAAAGGCGACUGCGUUUGUGACCUCCACUCCUGGACAGCCAAUGAUUCACCCUUCCAGACUUGCUCAACUUGAUCAUUGGGACCCAGCCCACGAGAAAGAUCUGUCGCGGCGCAUUGAUGAGAAUCCCCGGCAGCGACUUCCAACUCCUGCUGACGACAAUCCUUACCAUUAUGAUCCAAAAGGAGCACCCAAUCGCAGGGAAAUCUUGCGAGGACAGCCAGCGGGCAAGGAUGUAUCUUUACGUAGAGAUGCACCUGUACGCUCCGAUCAACGGCCUGGUCGAGAUGAUGUCCGGCGGGAUCACCCAGCACGUGGCGUGGAGGAUUCGGGGCCAGUAGGAAGGCGCGAAGGAGGCGAACAAUCCCGUAAUACCGAGGUUCCAAUUAUCAGAGGUGAACCUGCUCGCGUUGAUGACAGUGCCCGCCCGCGUAGGGAGGAAACGCCACGACGUGGAGAUCCAGGUCGUGGAGACAAAGGGUCUCAAAAUGGGAAUCAAAUUCAGGGUGGAGAUGCUCCUUUUCGCACAGAUGAAAGACCACGGCGUGAGGACAAUGGUGGAAGAGUUGAUGAACGUCGUAAUGAUGACUUACGUGCAGGUAAUGGCCCACGACGUGAUGAUCGCAGAGAUGAAGGUCCACGCAGGGGUGAUUCUUAUCGGGGCCAAGCGUUUCGUCGGGACGACGGGGAUCGUAGAGAUCGUGCCCCACUGCGAGAAGACCGUAGGGUAGAUGAUAGUUUCAGGGCAGGGAAUUUAGCACGCCGAGAUGAUCUCGCGCGUCGAAAUGAACCGAUACGCCCGGAUCAGCCUUCAACGGCCAAAGAUGUAUCUCUUCCACGAGAAGACGACGUACGUAGACGACCUGAACCACGGCGAGAAGAAGGUUCACGAAAAGAUGAACCACCACUCAGAGAUGAAACGCGUCAAGACGAACCUGUACGGACACAAGACGCGCAUAGAGCAGAGCCCCCGCGUGGAGACUCUUUCCGCCGAGAAGAGAUUCCUCGCAGGGACUCAUACAAUCCGCGCCAUGGUGAGGAUAGUGGAUCAAGAGUGGUGUCUCAAGAGCGUUCCCGUCAGGAAGGAGAACGUCCAAGGCCAGACCGUAAUGACGGGCCGCUAUCUCGAAGAGGUCUUGGGGAGGCACAUGGCAGACGCCAGCAGCAGCGAAUGGAGCCAUACCCUCCACCUAGAAUGCGACAUCCUCGGGACGGACCAUACAUUCCACCUUCGAUGGGUCACGGCGUGCCCCCUUAUGGAUACGGCCCUCCCCCUGGACCCAUGGGCAUGCCAUAUCCACCACCAUCCCAUCCACAACAGCCAUACCGCAAUCGGCGACGCUAA
This is a messenger RNA of Spizellomyces punctatus DAOM BR117, 4034 nucleotides long. RefSeq lists its product as uncharacterized. Gene Ontology annotation, cellular component: nucleoplasm. Lineage: Eukaryota; Fungi; Chytridiomycota; Chytridiomycetes; Spizellomycetales; Spizellomycetaceae. Gene Ontology annotation, biological process: mRNA splicing, via spliceosome; regulation of mRNA splicing, via spliceosome. The record is from RefSeq and is a predicted model, not a curated record. The coding region runs from base 600 to 4034 and encodes 1144 amino acids. Gene Ontology annotation, molecular function: N6-methyladenosine-containing RNA reader activity; mRNA binding. The transcript has 16 exons.